Messenger RNA from Panicum virgatum (switchgrass), 1273 nucleotides. RefSeq lists its product as uncharacterized. Bases 254 to 838 code for a protein of 194 amino acids. NCBI's taxonomy places the organism in Eukaryota, Viridiplantae, Streptophyta, Magnoliopsida, Poales, Poaceae. The record is from RefSeq and is a predicted model, not a curated record. The transcript has 8 exons.
GUCCGUGGCCGGCGGGCAUUGCAGCUUACGGCAUCGACUCCAUCUCUCUCGCCUCUGCGCCUUGCCCCGUUCUCCCUUCUCUGCUCCGGGCUUAGCAUAGGCACACGGCAAGUCAGCAACUUAGUUACUAAGGCUGUCAAAAAAAAAACUACCCCUGUCCAACACAACACUCGCCGGCAAUCUCCGCCUGUCCGGCUUCAAGAAGUUGCUGGGAACUAGGGGAGCCAGACAAGCCAAGCCAGCAAACAAUUAGAUGGAGGCAGUGGUGCGGAAGGUGCAGCAGCGGGUGAGGAAGGUGCGGGAGGAUAUGGACUUGUGGGAUAACUUCAACUCCCGCCUCCUUACUAAGUUCGACAGGGCCACCGUAGUCAUCGAUCGCCUUCCGGUGCUUGGAGAGGACAAGAACUAUGGUGCCUUGCGUAGUGUGCCUAACAUCCCAGAGGACCUCAUGGGGAAGCAGAUUGAGAAUCUGGAGCUCAUGUUUGUUUCUAUGAGGGAGACACUGGAGAGGUUAAAUGGCAUUGUGAGAGCUCUAAAUAAGGCUCUGCGUGAUACUAACCAGAUGGUGAGAGGCGGGUCAGCACUCACGGCGAAACAGAUGCAGUUACAAGUGGGAAUUUUGCCAACUAUUGCGGAAUGCUUGGAUGGGCUUCGGACAUUAUGCGAGAUGCACCAGGCUGAGUUUGCACUAAAAUCAUCAGUUAUCUCCUUGUUGACAUGGAAGAGCAGUUCCAGUGACAUUGCUGCACUCCGCCAACUCUUAGUAGACCAGCCAAACAUACCAAAAGAUGAAGUUCAAUCCAUAUUCGACAUUAUAUUUGCAGACGAAAUUUGUUAACCAGCUCGUAUUUGAACUGUUGGAACCUUGGGCCCCAUGUAAAUCUAGCUGCCCUCUCAGAUAAUGCUUGAUUUAAUUUGAAAUUUUCAUGUUCCAUGAUCCUGAUUGUUGAGCAGUGCGACCAAGCCAUGUUUUUAUUUCCAUCAGCAACAGUGACUGAACAUCUGGAAUCUGUCUUUGUUUCCACCAGCAACAGUGGUUGGAGAACUGGAGCUGCCAUCGGUUUAGUUCUGAAGCAUAGGAAAACCAAUCUACAAUGGUAGUUUAGCAUAUUGCUCAUGGCAUAUUAUGUCUCUUGGUAUUGUGUCACAUAUAAGGAUCUCAGCAAAAAUACAGUGAUUGUCAGGUAGACCUGCACGUACAAACACAAGUGAAAUAGUUGCCUGAAAUUUGCAUACCGGCACUGACCAAGGACAGCAUUGUUUGGCAACUAAA